AUGUCUCCCUCCAGCACUGAGAAGCUAGGGGCACACUGCGAGUCUACCGAAACGGCUGUCAGAAAUGUUGCAGCGUCCGCAGAAGAAUCGAGUUGGCCCACAAAAGACUUUGGUAUUAUACCGAUUCCGAAAAGGCUCCAAUACAAUCCCGUGGAACCUUUUCACUUUGGCAUCUUGCUCAACGCUUCCUUUGGAUUUGCUAGCACAUUCACUGUCGCUAACUUGUAUUAUUGUCAACCGCUGUUGAUUGAGUUUUCGAAAUCAUUCGAUGUAGCAUAUGAAGAAGUUUCACGUAUCCCCACGCUCAUUCAAGCAGGGUAUUUAGUGGGAUUAGUUCUGAUAUCCCCUCUCGGUGACCUUGUUCGACGCAGGCAACUGGUGCUACUGCUGGUUGCGACAUCUACUGCUUUCACGAUCGGUUUGGCCGUGACCAAGAUUUUCCGGGUCUUCGAGGUUUUGUCCUUCUUGACCGGCGUUGUAACUGUCACUCCCCAGAUCUUGAUGCCUCUAGCUGCAGAUCUAGCCCCACCUGAACGCAGAGCGUCUGCACUGUCUGUGGUACUCUCGGGUCUCAUGCUGGGGAUCCUGAUCGCUCGUGUCUUGGCUGGCGUCAUAGCGAAUUUCACAAGCUGGCGUGUGGUCUACUAUAUGUCAAUUGGUGUCCAAUUACUCGUUCUCGUUGGCGCUUACCUGAUGCUUCCCGACUAUCCAUCCAAAAACCGUGACAUGACCUACUUUCAAAUCCUAUUUUCGAUGGCCAAGUAUGCAGUAACAGAGCCACUUGUGAUACAGAUGGCAAUUGUAAAUAUUGCAUCCAACGCAUGUUUUACCAGUUUUUGGGUCACUCUCACCUUCCUUCUCGGAGGUCCACCCUAUUACUAUUCCACUCUCAUAAUUGGUCUCUUUGGUCUCGUUGGCAUGCUAGGCGUGCUCGUUGGACCCUUCGCAGGACGCCUCAUCGAUAGGCUGGUUCCUUGGUAUGCAACUUUGGUAGCCACUGGCGUGCUCCUGGUUUCCCAAGCUGUGCAGACUGCGGCAGGUGGGAUCAAUGUUGCAGCUGUCAUUAUUGCAUGCUUCGGGCUCGAUGUUGGGCGCCAGUCCCAGCAAGUGUCCAUGACCGCUCGGGUCCUGAGCAUAUCUCCCGCAGCUGGUGCGCGCUUAAACGCGAUCCUCAUUCUAUCAGUGUUCAUCGGGCAGGUGAUGGGGACGUCUGUUGGCACCCAAGUUUUCGUGCAACACGGAUGGAGAGCAUGUUCAAUAUUGAUGCUGGCGCUGCAUGCCUUCGAAAUUCUAGUCUUAUUGCUUCGCGGUCCACAUUGUUCUCGAAAACGUUGGUUUGGCUAUGAAGGGGGAUUCGAGGCGCGUCGACGUGUUAUCUUGGAGAGGGAGAAACCACCGAGUGGCGAGGAUCCAGAGGCGCAGAAGGAGGCACCGAUACAAAGUGAUGAAGGCUUGCAGUCCGAUCCAUCGUAG
Molecule: messenger RNA, 1473 nt
Organism: Suillus fuscotomentosus
Lineage: Eukaryota; Fungi; Basidiomycota; Agaricomycetes; Boletales; Suillaceae
Product: major facilitator superfamily domain-containing protein
Exons: 8
Coding region: 1-1473 (490 amino acids)
Biological process (GO): transmembrane transport
Molecular function (GO): transmembrane transporter activity
Source: RefSeq, a predicted model, not a curated record